Gilbertella persicaria is the source of this 591-nucleotide messenger RNA. RefSeq names its product Yqey-like protein-domain-containing protein. The coding region runs from base 25 to 564 and encodes 179 amino acids. The record is from RefSeq and is a predicted model, not a curated record. Lineage: Eukaryota; Fungi; Mucoromycota; Mucoromycetes; Mucorales; Choanephoraceae. Gene Ontology annotation, cellular component: mitochondrion. The transcript is spliced from 2 exons. Gene Ontology annotation, molecular function: carbon-nitrogen ligase activity, with glutamine as amido-N-donor.
AUUGCAUUUUCUUUUUUCUUCUUUAUGUCUUUCCUUGCGCGUCUAUCUGGCUCUGUUCGUCGACCUGUUGUCUAUACAGCCACUCGUUAUUAUACUGCUGGUGCAGUUGCUCCUCAGUCACUUGUCAGUCGUCUCAAAGAAGAUCGUAAGACACUCAUGAAAGCCAAGAAACAACCUGAUCUCAAUGUUGUGAAGGGACUCUUGAGCGAUUUAUCGUAUCAUACAAAAAGUACUGAAUUUGUACAAGGAUCUUCUGAAGAAGAUGCUGCCAAAGUAGUGCUUCAAAGAGCCAUUAAGCGUCGUCAAGACUCCAUUCAUCAGUAUGAAGCAGGCAAUCGACCUGAAUUAGCCAGUCAAGAAAAGGAAGAAUUAGUGAUCUUGCAGAGCUAUAUGCCUGAUCAAAUGACGCCUGAAGAAAUUGAACAGGAAUUAAAGGAAAUCAUUGGUGAAGUAGGUGCUACUACUUCAAGAGAUAUGGGUAAAGUCAUGAAAGUCUGGAAGCGCGAUCCUCUUACAGCUGACCGCAAGACAGUGACUGAUAUCUUGAAAAAGUUGUUGAAUUAAAUAAAAAGCCAAGAUAUUUUUUUUUUU